GGUGGACGCCAGUUGUGCGGUUCGCUCGGUGUUUCCUUUUUCCUAUUCGAUACGAAGCAAUUUGCGUGCGUGCCGCGUCGUGUGUGACAACUGCAGAUACAUAUAUGUAGUAUCCAUAUACAUAAUAUAUACGAAAUUUAUUUACACAUAUACGAAAGUAUAUAGAGUGAAUCAGUGAGUGCGUUGGCCUCUGUCUGAGAGUUUUCUGGCCAUAAAUUAAUGUUUAAUGCGAAUGUGAAUGCGAAUGCAGGCCACACAGUUUCUUUCAACCAGUCCAUAUGUAGUUAGAUCUGAUACAAAAUAAUACAAACAUCAGUGUGGUGCCCAAGUGGAUGGGUGACCUUUGCCUUUGCCCAGUGCCCAACUACCAAGAGCCCAAGUUCCCAGUGUUAUGAGAACUUUUGUCGUCUCUCGUGUCGCCGCCUGUGCCGUGCGUGCGUCGGAGUAGAUCACUUUAAAAAUAACAGAUUUGUUUGAUGCUAUUUAUAAAAGUCGUGCCAAGUUUUCGUUCCGUUUCAUUUUGUGUUGUAGCUUUCGGAUUUCGGCUUUCGGAUUUUUGAUUUUGGUGUCGUCAUUCCCCAAACUUGAUGUCUCUUGUAUGCACUUGAAAGCCAACUGAAUAUAUCGCAAUAAUAUUGUAAAAUAUAAUAUCAUAUCUGUGUGAAACCGUUUCGGUCGCAAUGUAAGCAGCAAAAAUGGCAACGGAUUUAAUCGGCACAAAUUUCAGCAGCACAUUGACAAAUGGGAUGUCGGGGUGUGAUCAAAGCACUGUCGAAUCAUUGGCCGAUGAUCCAACAGAUUCACCAUUCGAUGCCGAUGAUUGUCUCAAAGUUCGCAAGUACUGGUGCUUUCUGCUGUCCAGCAUCUUUACAUUCCUUGCUGGCCUGCUCAUUGUGCUGUUAUGGCGGGCAUUCGCAUUCAUCUGCUGCCGCAAGGAGCCCGAUCUGGGACCCAACGAUCCCAAGCAGAAGGAGCAGAAGGCGUCCCGCAACAAACAGGAGUUCGAGGGCACCUUUAUGACAGAAGCAAAAGACUGGGCUGGAGAGCUUAUCUCGGGUCAAACAACAACUGGUCGAAUUUUGGUCGUACUCGUAUUUAUACUCAGCAUUGCAUCCCUCAUUAUAUACUUUGUUGAUGCAUCUAGCGAAGAAGUCGAAAGAUGCCAAAAGUGGAGUAACAACAUUACUCAACAGAUCGAUCUCGCAUUCAAUAUAUUUUUUAUGGUUUACUUUUUUAUACGAUUCAUAGCGGCGUCCGAUAAGCUUUGGUUUAUGUUAGAAAUGUACAGUUUUGUAGAUUAUUUUACAAUACCCCCGUCCUUCGUAUCAAUAUAUUUAGAUCGAACAUGGAUCGGUCUUCGAUUUCUUCGAGCGCUACGUCUCAUGACUGUUCCAGAUAUUUUACAAUAUUUAAACGUACUAAAAACAUCGAGCUCCAUACGCUUGGCUCAACUAGUAUCAAUUUUUAUAUCCGUGUGGUUAACAGCAGCGGGCAUUAUACAUCUGCUGGAGAACUCUGGCGAUCCGCUGGAUUUUAAUAAUGCUCAUCGUUUAUCGUAUUGGACCUGUGUCUAUUUCCUAAUUGUGACCAUGUCAACGGUAGGAUAUGGUGACGUUUACUGUGAGACUGUCCUGGGAAGAACAUUUCUCGUGUUCUUUCUGCUCGUCGGCUUGGCAAUGUUUGCCAGCAGUAUACCGGAGAUAAUUGAACUCGUCGGUAGUGGCAAUAAGUAUGGCGGUGAACUGAAAAGAGAACACGGAAAGAGACAUAUUGUAGUAUGCGGUCAUAUAACAUACGAGUCCGUGUCGCAUUUCCUGAAGGACUUUCUCCACGAAGAUCGGGAGGAUGUCGAUGUCGAAGUGGUCUUUCUCCAUCGUAAACCACCCGAUUUGGAACUUGAGGGUUUGUUCAAACGUCAUUUUACCACCGUGGAGUUCUUCCAAGGAACCAUUAUGAAUCCGAUUGAUCUGCAAAGGGUUAAGGUUCACGAAGCCGAUGCCUGCCUUGUGCUAGCUAACAAAUAUUGCCAAGAUCCCGACGCAGAAGAUGCUGCCAACAUCAUGAGAGUAAUCUCCAUCAAGAACUACAGCGACGACAUCCGCGUCAUCAUCCAGCUGAUGCAGUACCAUAAUAAGGCGUACUUGCUCAACAUACCAUCGUGGGACUGGAAACAGGGAGAUGAUGUCAUCUGCCUGGCCGAGCUGAAGCUGGGCUUCAUUGCCCAGAGCUGCUUAGCCCCGGGCUUCUCCACUAUGAUGGCCAAUCUGUUUGCCAUGCGAUCGUUCAAGACGUCACCAGACACACAGGCCUGGCAAAAUGAUUAUCUUCAAGGUACAGGGUGUGAGAUGUAUACCGAAACCCUAUCACCUUCAUUUACCGGCAUGACAUUCCCACAAGCCAGCGAACUGUGUUUCUCCAAGCUGAAACUGCUGCUGCUCGCAAUUGAGAUCAAGGGAGCCGAGGAGGGUGUGGACAGCAAAAUUUCCAUAAACCCGCGUGGGGCCAAGAUUCAGGCCAAUACGCAGGGCUUUUUCAUAGCACAAAGCGCCGAUGAGGUGAAGCGUGCCUGGUUCUAUUGCAAAGCCUGCCACGAGGACAUCAAGGACGAGACGCUGAUCAAGAAAUGCAAAUGCAAAAACUUGGCCACCUUCCGGAAAGGCGUCCGAGCCGUACAAAUGGUUGGGCGUGCAAAAGACGAUGAAUACUCGUUGUCAAAUGAACACCAUCCUGCACCCACAUUUACGCCUCCAGAGCUACCCAAACGGGUGCAUGUGCGUGGAUCUGUAUCGGGUGAUAUCACACGUGACAGAGAAGAUACGAAUCUACUCAAUCGCAAUGUGCGCCGUCCUAAUGGCACUGGCAACGGUACAGGUGCCAUGCAUCAUAUGAACAACACGGCUGCUGCAGCCGCUGCUGCUGCCGCGGCGGGCAAGCAGGUAAACAAGGUGAAGCCCACGGUGAAUGUGAGCCGGCAAGUUGAGGGUCAAGUUAUAUCUCCAUCGCAGUACAACAGGCCACCAGAGAAUGAUGCUAACCCUUAUGCGGGCUAUCAACUUGCUUACGAAGUUAAAAAGCUCAUGCCGACGAGUCGCAGCUCCGGCACGGGUACUCAGAAUCAAAAUGGCGGCGUUUCAUUGCCCGCCGGAAUAGCGGACGACCAGUCAAAGGACUUUGAUUUCGAGAAGACCGAAAUGAAGUAUGACUCGACGGGCAUGUUCCACUGGAGUCCGGCAAAGAGCUUAGAAGACUGCAUACUGGAUCGCAACCAGGCGGCCAUGACAGUGCUGAAUGGUCAUGUGGUCGUCUGUCUGUUCGCCGAUCCCGACUCGCCGCUGAUCGGUCUGAGGAAUCUGGUGAUGCCCUUGCGGGCGUCCAAUUUCCACUACCACGAGCUGAAGCAUGUGGUGAUAGUAGGAUCGGUGGAUUACAUUCGGCGCGAGUGGAAAAUGCUGCAAAACCUGCCCAAGAUAUCGGUGCUCAAUGGCUCGCCACUGAGUCGUGCCGACCUACGGGCGGUCAACGUCAAUCUGUGUGAUAUGUGCUGCAUACUGUCGGCCAAAGUUCCUAGCAACGAUGAUCCCACGCUGGCCGACAAGGAGGCCAUCCUCGCCUCGCUCAACAUCAAGGCCAUGACCUUCGAUGACACGAUCGGCGUGCUCAGCCAGCGCGGCCCAGAAUUCGACAACCUGAGCGCGGCCGCUGGCAGCCCGAUUGUGCUGCAGCGUCGCGGCUCAGUUUAUGGCGCCAAUGUGCCCAUGAUUACAGAACUGGUCAAUGAUAGUAACGUGCAGUUUCUCGAUCAAGACGACGACGAUGAUCCAGAUACAGAGCUGUAUCUGACGCAGCCCUUUGCCUGCGGCACAGCCUUCGCUGUGAGUGUGUUAGACUCACUGAUGUCCACGACAUACUUCAAUCAAAACGCCUUAACGCUGAUCCGCUCACUGAUUACGGGCGGAGCCACACCCGAGCUGGAGUUGAUUCUGGCCGAGGGAGCCGGCCUGCGCGGUGGCUACAGCACCGUGGAAAGUCUGAGUAAUCGCGACAGAUGUCGAGUUGGCCAGAUAUCGCUAUAUGAUGGCCCGCUGGCGCAGUUUGGGGAAUGCGGCAAGUACGGGGAUCUGUUUGUGGCCGCCCUCAAGUCGUACGGCAUGCUGUGCAUUGGUCUGUACCGGUUCCGAGACACCAGCUCCAGUUGUGAUGCGAGCAGCAAACGAUAUGUAAUAACCAACCCACCCGAUGACUUUUCACUACUGCCAACAGAUCAGGUAUUCGUUUUAAUGCAAUUCGAUCCGGGGCUGGAGUACAAGCCGCCAGCGGUACGAGCACCCGCCGGCGGACGCGGCACCAACACACAAGGCUCCGGGGUCGGUGGGGGCGGCUCCAAUAAGGAUGAUAACUCUUGAUUGUUACUGUGUAGCGCCUUAACUGAUGGUCCUUAUUCGUACAUUUGAACGGUGGAGACGAUCAUUGAAUGCAGAGCAUCGCAUUUCUGGCACUUUUAUACAAAACUAUUGGCAUAAGAUUCGAUUCACAAACAAACCCCGACAAAGAAAUAUUUGUAUGUAUAUUGUACCAUGUACAAAACUGAAAUCAAAAGCGUUAACUAGUUAGAAAUACCCUACAAAACCUGGGGGCCAGAAAGUGUGUUGCUCUGUCCCUUUAUGUGUGUGGAGGCAUGCGACGCGAUGUACUUUGUCCAUCCCAAAUAACAAUCAAGAGACAGCCCGAACGAGCCAACGCAAGCGCAACUGCAACUGCAACUGUAACGUCAACGGUAGCGCCGCCUGCCUUCACAUAUAUUAAGGGAAUUAAUUCAGAUCAGGAGAGCCAGAACAUCAUCUCCGUUAUCCAUCGUUCAAUUGCCAACUGAUUGCUUCCCACAUCAUUCCGUAUGCCUUUUUAGAACCUUGAAAUUAACAUAUAUAUUCUCUAUUCUAUGUAAUUAUUUAUAAUUUUACCACCUUUCCUAUUCUUUAUUGGUUUAUCUGCCACACAAUUUAUUAUUAUUCUUUUUAUUUUGUAAUCUUUACUGUGCCUCAAUAAAAUAUUCUUGUUUAUGCGUUGAGUUUAUGAUUUGGAUACCAAUCAAUCCCAGCUCGAUUUAGUUAUUGAAGCAACAAUCAUUAGUUAUAUCAAUGGGUAUGUAUUUAUAUAUGAGUUCGUUAAACAAUCAUUUACACUAACAUUUACAUUUAAAUUUGAAUUCACAUAUUUACUCACUAAUUUCAUGUCAUUUUGAUUUACAUUUGAGUUCACUUCAUGGCGCUAUCAUUGCAUAAGAAUUAAUUGAACAAUUCUAAACGAAAAUCCAUCUCAAUGGUGUGACGUAAGCAAUUGGGAACCAUUAGUGAGGUAAGCUACACAUUAAACAAGGAAAACGGCCAAUCGACCAGACAAGAUCGAUUGGCACAAGCUACAACUAAUACUAAGUCUAAGUACUAAACGAAACACAAAACACAAUCUAUGUACUUUCACCGACACCAACAACUGUAUCAGAGUCUUUCUCUAAGCUGCAGUGCAGUCUAGCAGCAGUAAUUACGCAACAAUUUAUACUUAACACACAUAGAAAAUCAACCAGUUACAGAUGCGAGCAUAGGUAGAGAUGAUAUAUCGGGCAUUUUGUAUCCUGUAUCCAUGUCUGCAUACAGGGCGAAAAGGCUAAAACGAAUUGUUGUGCCUGCAUACAAAUUCAAAAACUGCAUUUAGAAGUUUCUGAGCAUGCGCAAAAUGAUUUAUAUAGAGCGAGUCAUACUGAAAAACAUUUAACUUUAAAGGUAUAACUAAACACAAAUAAUGAUUAGCGACUAUUAAAGGCCAACAAUCAGCUAGCUAAUUCGUACACUUAAAGCAAAUGCAACUACAAAUACAAAGCUCGGCUCGAAUACGACAUUUUAUUAAAGCUAGAAAGCAGGGAAAGCUAGAGUAAAGCAAGGUUGUUUCAGCAAAGGAUAACCACGAAUGGAACCACUACCCAAGCAAGAAGCUACAAGAAUAACACAUAAGUAAUGCUUUUUAACUCGACUUAACAUGUCAACUCCAUGUGGGACAUACUACAACUUUGCUAAUUCAAAAUUCAGAAACUUUUCACACUCACAUCUUCACCAACAAAUACACACAAAAUACUCAAAACCAAAUACUGUAAGUAGCGCAUUCAAAUCAUUAUCAAAUCUAGAGUACACCUAUACCUAGGGGUAUAGAGUGCCACGAUCAGUUGAUGAAAAUGUAGUUAGUAAUAUUUUUUAGUGUAUGUGAAUGUGCGCGCUUUUUACCAGCGAUUUACGAGCAGCAUCUGUGGUGUUCUAAACAAUUUUUGAUAGAUACAAUCGGUAAAUCAAAUCGAAGGACGACAACGUACGUUCUGUGUUCUGUUUUUCUCAGACUUUUCUCCUUCUCCGAUCUGUAGUUCUACAAUUCUAUAACUUUCACGCACCUGCGCUCGAGCCGCCAAAAGGGUAACGCUCUGUUUUUUGUACAUAGCAUGUAAAUAUAUUAAGUAACUCCAGAUAGUAUCUCGGAUAUGUUAUCGUUUCGUUGUGCAACCAGUUUUCGGUACCAUAUAAUUGUAAUUUGUUCAAAUGAUAAACACUGCCAAAGCGUAUAGAAAUCACAUUAAAUGUAGAUCAGCCAACCAAAAGCAGACAGCAUUCAUCCGAUUAAAUGGGUAACACAAUACCAAAAGCGUAACAAGAACACGGCACAGAGCAGCAGCAUACAAUGAUUAGGUUUGUUUCCACCCAUGAUUAGCCAAUAACAAAUUUAAGUAAAACGAAUUCGAGCUUUUAAAAUUAAUACAUCAGAAACCAAAUGGGAGAUCGUAAGGGAAAUAAGUGAAUGAGAUUAACGAGUUCAUUUUUGUUUUGUAUCUGAUUUGUAGGGGAAUUUUGUGUAGGCUUACCCAGAACGUAAACUUAAAUAAAUAUGUGAAUAUUAUGCGCCUUCGAAAUUGAUGUAAACGUGUAUGUAGCCGUGCAAUGUGAGAAAACAUUUCAACUUCAUUUAAAGUAAACGUUAAAGUAAAGGUAAAAGGAUUAGUCAGGUGUAAAUGUUAACGAAUGAAGAGCAUAGCAUAGCUUAGCAUAAAACAUAAGACGACUAGAUAUCGUGGCAAGAAGUUCAUUAUUGUUAAUGCUAAAAUUAAAACUAAACAUUAAAUCGAUUAACAACAACCGCAUUUGCAAUCCUAAAUUAACAAGAGAUAGACAACCAGCGAGAGGAGUAGCGAAAACCCAAAAGUUAAACAUAAUUUUUAAAUGAAAAACUAGGCAUUACAUUUAUAGAAAUUUCACAUACUCAUACACAAAUACACACCAAGCCACACAAGAACACACACAAAACACACACCUACACAAACACAACAGCGAAGACCCCAACAACAAGAACAAAAUGAACUCUCGAUGUUGUGAAACUUGAUAAAAUCAUGUUUACGCUAUAGCAGAUCAAUAGGAAAACAACUAAUAUACCACAAACUAUUCAGAAACAUACCCAAAGCCUACCCAAAAGCUUCUUGAUAACAUAACAAAAUUAACCCUAAGCAAAUAUCGAUGAAAAAACUCUUCGACAAAGCUGCCUUUGCCAUUUACAUUUAAAAUUGAAUAAAGUUCGAAAACUUUUCCACUUCGCUUCAUCGACAAGUUCUCAGCAGCUUUGUU
Molecule: messenger RNA, 7649 nt
Organism: Drosophila subobscura
Lineage: Eukaryota; Metazoa; Arthropoda; Insecta; Diptera; Drosophilidae
Gene: slo
Product: calcium-activated potassium channel slowpoke
Exons: 26
Coding region: 696-4403 (1235 amino acids)
Biological process (GO): potassium ion transport; transmembrane transport
Cellular component (GO): postsynaptic membrane
Molecular function (GO): large conductance calcium-activated potassium channel activity
Source: RefSeq, a predicted model, not a curated record